AUGAUACCACAUGAAAUUCCCAAUUUACCUUGGUAUAAAGUUGCGACAGAUUUAUUUGAGGUUAACAAAAAUGUAUAUUUAUUAAUUGUAGAUUACUAUUCCAACUUUUUUGAAAUCUCCAAACUACCAGAUACUCGAAGUCAGACAGUGAUCAGUUACAUGAAAUCUCAUUUUGCAAGAUACAGUAUACCAUUAAUAGUGAUAUCUGAUAAUGGACCUCAGUUUGCAAGUAAAGAAUUUGCAAACAAAUACCAAUUUAAACAUAUAACAAGCAGUCCAUACCAUCCACAGUCGAACGGAUUAGCAGAGCGUUCAGUACAAACGGCGAAGAAAUUGUUAAAGAAAGCUCAAGCAGAUCAUGCUGAUCCUUAUUUAGCAUUGUUAGCUCAUAGGAACACUCCAACUAAUGAGAUGCUAGGAUCACCAGCUCAACGACUUAUGAGUAGAAGAACAAGAACGAUUCUUCCUACAUCUGAAGAAUUACUUAAGCCUCAACUUGUGAAAAAUGUAAAAGAAAAAAAUCAACCAAGAAAGAACUAA
Molecule: messenger RNA, 540 nt
Organism: Stegodyphus dumicola
Lineage: Eukaryota; Metazoa; Arthropoda; Arachnida; Araneae; Eresidae
Source: RefSeq, a predicted model, not a curated record